UUGUGUGCUCCUGGAUUAAUAAUCGUGUUGUGUUGUGUUGUGUUGUGUAAGUGUGUGUGAAGUGUGUGUGAGAGAGAAGUGUGAAAUGUGUGUGCUGUGGACAAUCCCAACAGCAGCGGCGCUUUUCUCAGGCGAUGGUUUGGCCCGCAGGGUUACAGGAAGUUGGAGCAGCUGCCAUGUUUAGCUGCUUUGUUGUAGAUUUCUUGUAGGUUUCCUGCAGAUUUUUUAGCUAAGUGUUGCAAUGGAGCCGAGCUGGAGCUCAUUUUUAUUUCAGACAAAUGACACUCUGCACCACCAGCACCAGGUUGGCCAGAACAGUCUGCUGCCUCUGCUUAAUGCUGGAACAGAACCCCAAGACCAAAAGCCUGUGCUCCCCAUCCCACUGGAGCAGAAGCCUCCAGUCAGUGCAGCCGAGCUCCUCAAGGACAACAUGGCCGGUGGGACAGGUGGAGGGGGAGGUGGGGGAGGUCCAGUGGUGGUUAAGAAGGAGCCCAAAUCAAAAACGCCCUUCAUCUGUGGCUACUGCAGCAAGUCCUUUCGAGACAGCUACCACCUGCGGCGGCACGAGUCUUGCCACACGGGCAUCAAGAUGGUGUCCCGGCCCAAGAAGACACCAGCAGCCCCCACAAUGGUGCCCAUGAUCUCCACUGUGCAACAGCGGGAUAGCAACGGCAACCCCACCUAUGUGUCUGCUGCAGGUAUCCUGACAGGCACCAAUUCAGCCACAGUGGCGUUGGGAGCAAUGGCCACUCUGCCCCAGCAGCAACCCAGCGUACCCAAAAAGCCCCCAAAGCCAGUGAAGAAAAACCAUGGUUGUGAGAUGUGUGGUAAAGCCUUCCGUGACGUCUACCAUCUCAACCGGCACAAGCUGUCGCACUCGGACGAAAAGCCUUUCGAGUGUCCCAUCUGCCACCAGCGCUUCAAGAGGAAGGACCGUAUGACCUAUCAUGUGCGCUCACACGAUGGUGGUGUGCACAAGCCAUACAUUUGCUCCGUCUGUGGCAAAGGCUUCUCCAGGCCAGAUCAUCUCAGCUGUCAUGUAAAACACGUUCACUCUACAGAGCGGCCUUUCAAAUGCCAAGUAACGGCCUGCACAUCUGCUUUUGCCACCAAAGACCGCUUACGCUCCCACAUGAUCCGGCAUGAGGGUAAAGUCACCUGCAACAUAUGCGGCAAGAUGCUAAGUGCUGCCUACAUCACCAGCCACCUGAAGACACACAGUCAGGCCGGCUUCACCUCGACCUGUAACAAAGGUACGCCAGCCCUCGCCCCUCACUCCUCCUCCACCUCUUCCUCUACCACUUCCUCCUGGCCUCCGCUCGCCUCGGCUGCGCCAAACCAGGACAACACACACUCAGACACUAAUAAUGCAUGCAAUUCUGCCUCAGCUACACCAGUUACUGCCUCGGCCACCACUGCCAGCAUGAACCGUGGAACCGUCAGCAACCCUGUCACCAUCUCCUCCAACACAGUGAAUAUCACAGCACCUGUGAGCCUGCAGCACCCGGUGACCAUCACUGCUCCGGUCAAUAUCGCCUCGGUGAACAUCCCUGCCACAGCAACCGGCAUGAACAUCGCUCAUCCAGUGGCCAUCAGCACCCCCAUGUCCAUGAACAUCACUGGCCCCCUCAACAUUGCCAUGAGGCCCAUGGAGAGCAUGCCGUUCCUCUCGCAGGUUUUGCCUUCCUCGCCACCUUGGUAGAACCCAAAUAACUUCUGAUUACUCAUCCAACCCAGUGUGUCUUAUUUUAAAUCCUGUUCUGGUCUUCCAUUAGUAGCGUGCUGUGAAGAAAGGGCAAGCAAGGAAGUAAGGUAGAGGUUCCAAGCUUAGUGUGGGUAGAUGGUAGCAGCAGAUGAGGAAAACGCAAAGAUCUAGUUGGUGUUAUGUAGGGGGUGCUCUGUUUAUCAUUAUCUUGGCUAUUGGCUAAGCAGAAAAAGAAAUGUAUAGGGUUUAGUGAAAUAGCUAAAGGAAGAAGAAAAAAGUUAGUUCAUGUAUGGUUUGGAAGCUGACAUGCUGUACGUUUGGUGAUUUUUGCAUCCUUAGUGCCAGAAGAUCUCAGCCAAUGACCAUUUGGAGAGAAGCAGAUCGUGCGCAUGACUGGUUUUAACAGUUUUAUUUUUAUAUUUUUUUAAAUUUUUUUUAUUUUGAACUGUGAUGACUUUUUUUUGUUUGUUUUAUAUUUUUAGCUUGCUGAUCAGUAUUCCCUAGUUUUAUUCAUUGAGUUAUGUACUACAAAAGGGACAGGAGCUUCCAUUUGUGGGAGAUAAUUAUUUUUAAUACUGUCUACAUACGAGUCUGUUUUGGAUUUACAUUCAUUGUAAGCCACUUAAAGCUGUAGCUAUUAUUUUAGUUUUAAAAUAUUUUCUGGAGUUGAUCAUUCCUGGUAGAAGAAAGAUUACAUAUUAUUCUUUUGAAUUGCUGGGACAUCUUUCUGUUUGGUGGGUGUUGGACAUGAAAUUAAAACACAAGUUUUGCACUGAUAACAUAUCUGAUUGGUUGUAUUCUAAUGGCAGUAUUAUAUGAAAUGUUUUUAAAUCUGCGGAGUUAAGUGUCUUUACCUAGAUGUCGGGCCGCCUAUUAGGCACCUUUUACUGAAAGGAGUUCGAGAUCUAAACAUGGUCCUUUUUAAGAGUGUUUUGUUCAGAACACUUUAUUCUUCUUCCUUUAAGGAUGAGGGCUGUACUCACAUGGGCCUCUUCUCAGGGUCUUUACUGAGAGAAUCCCACUCAUUUGACACUCGUGUUGGACACUUCUGGAAUUUUCACCUCUUUUAAUACACUAAACCAUUUUCUCUUUGUUGUCCCAUAAUUGUUAACUGUACCUGGGUGGAAGAUGCAUUGUGUUACAUUUAUGAAUUUUUUUUUUUUUUUAUGAUUACAGUUAAACCAAAACUGCCACCUAAUAUUCAGGGUUUGUUGAUUUUAUUAUUUUUUGUUUUUAUCAUGACACUUAUUUGUGUUCCAAAUGACUGUGGAAAGCUAGCAACGAACAAAAGCAAAGCGUUUCAUCCAUUUUGGAUGGUAAAAGCAAUAUUAAAGUUGUACUGCUUAUGAAUUCUUUUAAUUUCUGAUCAGUGAAGUGUAUUUAACUUCAAUAUCUAUCCAUUUCUGUAUAGUCCCCUUUCAUGAUUGUGCUUUAUAUGAGUGCACCAGGAUGAGUAAGAAAACCAGCUUAAUGUGAAAUAAAAGGCUCUUUUUAAACAGCAAACUAAAUGCCCAAACAUGUUCAUAUUUUUAUUUGACAUUACCUGAAAUUAUAAGCAGUAAUUGUUGUUAAAUCUGAUUCUUUGCUGAUCAGAGAUGUAAUGGAUUUGGGAUGAAAACGGAUCUGGACUGUGAGUUAAGAAAAGCCUAAGAGCUACUGGAUGUUCACUUUUUUUCAUGAAUUACGUUGUCUCCCCAUUUCAACGAUCAACAUCACAACUUCCCCAUGCAUUGCAUGAACUUUUCAUUUUAGAACCUUGGCACCCAAAACACUCGUCUUGAUGUCCUUCAGAGGACGUUGCCUUGUUUAACAGGGGUGUCGUCUUUAGGGAAAACACUGAGAACUGGAAUUUGAAGAAUGAGACUGAGGUGACUGGUUGAAAGCAUUACAGAACUUUUUGAAGUAUGCUUGUGAUAAAUAUAUGGCCCUCCAGUGGCAUCACUUCUGUGCCUGAUCUGAAAAUGCCACAUAGGAACAUGACUGUCCUGUUUACCAAAUCUCUGUGAAGAUUUUAGAUCUAUUUUGCUUUGGAGAUUAUCACGUAUAAGGAAUGAUCACUGUCAUUAGCUUUUCUUUUCCCUGAAGUAUUGUUUUAUGCCUUAUGCACCAACAGUAUCUUUUAAAGAAAUGUUUGAUUAUUAGUGAGGGGUGGGAGAUAUUUUAAGUUUUACAUUGGAAAAUAAAAUGGUAGUUCUGUCCUUUUACAGCUUGUUUUGAUCAAUUGGCAAAACCAUGUGAAUGCCAGUGAAUGUAUAUCUUUGUACAAAACAGUUAGCUCAGAGGAUGUCGUAGGUAUGGUAGACAAGUGCAAGGAAAAAAUAAAAUAACCUUUUAUAAAACUUUUUGUAUUAGAACAUUAACAUUGAUAAUUUUGUAUAUAUGAAGACUAGGAAAUUUUUUGGUUAGCAGAAAGGUGAAGCAUUCCUACAUUUUUUUAAAUGUAUGUAUGUCACGAACAGUUAUGUAAACACAAUGUUUUAUGUGCCUUUUAUUUGGGUUGUCUAAAUAAAAGAAAAUUGUAAAACA
Silurus meridionalis is the source of this 4231-nucleotide messenger RNA. RefSeq names its product vascular endothelial zinc finger 1b (gene vezf1b). The transcript is spliced from 5 exons. Bases 242 to 1702 code for a protein of 486 amino acids. Lineage: Eukaryota; Metazoa; Chordata; Actinopteri; Siluriformes; Siluridae. Gene Ontology annotation, cellular component: nucleus. Gene Ontology annotation, molecular function: RNA polymerase II cis-regulatory region sequence-specific DNA binding; DNA-binding transcription factor activity. Gene Ontology annotation, biological process: regulation of transcription by RNA polymerase II. The record is from RefSeq and is a predicted model, not a curated record.